CUGCAGUACUUGUAGUACUUGUAGUAUCGUGGUCAGGUCAUAAUAUAAACAUGUGUUAUGAGGUGUUGGGGGUUGACUGGAUGUUUCUACUAUUUAAAGUUCAGCGAUUCACGGGCUGCCCACGCGCCCUCUCUGCGCUCUGAUUGGCUUCCCCGCUCGUCCACGCGGCGGAGACAUGCUGCUCGGUGAGCCGGUAACGGGACACCGGGACUCCCCUCCGGUAUAAAACCGACCCGGUGGUCUACAGCUCAGACCACAGUCUCAUCUGGUUCAGUUUGGUCUUACUUUAAUAUUGACCUGAUUCUCUGACUGAGACUCAUUACUUUCAUAUAAUCACUUUUAUUAAUAUUUAAUAUUAUUUUAUUUUUCCUCUAAUAGUAUUGUUCCGUAGUUUCUCUUCUUUUCUUCUUCUGUCUGUUCCUCAUCGUUCCUCCGGUGGAACCAUGGUUCUGUCAGCCUCCCACAAGCCGAAGGUGUCUCUGCAUCUGUCGGAUCCGAGCCGCAGCUUCUACAGCAGCGGAGACAAGCUGUCCGGUUCCGUGCAGCUCCAGGCGGCUCAGCCCUGCAGGCUGACCGGCCUCCGGGUCACUGCCGCCGGCUGCGCUCAUGUGCAGCACCGCAAGAAGAACCGGAGCCAGGAGGUGGAGUACCUGAAGUAUGAGGAGGAGCUGCGGCUGGAGGAGCAGCUGGAGAAAGACUCAGAAGGCUGUUUCUUGCUUCCAGCUGGUAAAUCUUUCAGUUUCCAGUUUGGGUUCGAGCUCCCUCCCCCCGGGCGCCUGGUGUCCUCCUAUAAGGGGAAGUUUGGCUAUAUCCGUUACUACGUGCGUGCGGAGCUGGACCGGCCUUCCCAUCAUGCUUUGCACUGUGAGAGAGAGUUUGAGGUGGAGGAGCCACUGGAUGUGAACAGACCUGAACUACUGGCUCCAGCUGCGUGCUCCAAACAAAAGAAAGUGACGUGCAUGUUCAUCCCGGACGGUCAGGUGUCCAUCAGCGCAAAGAUCGACAGGAAGGGGUUCUGUGAGGGCGAGGACAUCAGCGUCAACGCUAAGUUUGAGAACACUUGUUCACGGAUCGUCGUUCCCAAAGCCGCCAUCGUAGCCAAGCACUCGUACGUCGCCGACGGACACACCAAGGUGUCGGUUCAGAAGCUGGCGGCGGUCCGAGGGAACCACAUCAUCUCAGGAAUGUGUGACAUGUGGCAGGGAAAGACCAUCCGGGUCCCCAGACUGAGACCCUCGCUGCUGGGCUGUGACAUCAUCAAGGUGGACUACGCCCUCAUGAUCUACCUCCACAUCCCCGGCAGUGAGAAGCUGGUUCUGGAGCUUCCUCUGGUGAUCGGCACGGUCCCGUUCAGCGGCGUCGGCAGCAGAACCAGCAGCAUGAGCAGCGGGGCGGGGUCCCUGAGCAGCCAGGGGGGGUCAGUGAGCAGCUGGUCCUCCUUCCCCUCCGCCCCCCCCAGCUACAGCAACAUACACAGAGACCUGCGGGUGCGCGAGCCGCUGCUGCAGGACUACGAUGGAGCGGAGGACGACGAGGACGACGGCGGUCUCGUCAUGAGGGCGCCAGAAAUGUACCUCGUCCCCCCCCCCGCCUACACUGAGGUUCAGGUCCAGGUUCAGGUCCUGGUUCAGGUCCUGGUCCAGGUCCAGGUCCUGGUUCAGGUCCUGGUUCUGAUCCUGGUCUUGGUCUUGGUCCAGGUUUCUGGUGGCAGUAAAUACAGCGAGAAGAGCAGGGGCCCUGAGACAGACCCCUGUGGAACCCCAUAUGGCAGUGGAGCAGGGGCCUUAAGACCGAUCCCUGUGGAACCCCAUAUGGCAGUGGAGCAGGGGCCCUAA
Messenger RNA from Scomber japonicus (chub mackerel), 1835 nucleotides. Its product is annotated as thioredoxin-interacting protein-like. Gene Ontology annotation, biological process: protein transport. NCBI's taxonomy places the organism in Eukaryota, Metazoa, Chordata, Actinopteri, Scombriformes, Scombridae. Bases 444 to 1835 code for a protein of 463 amino acids. Gene Ontology annotation, molecular function: ubiquitin protein ligase binding. Gene Ontology annotation, cellular component: cytoplasm. The transcript has 8 exons. The record is from RefSeq and is a predicted model, not a curated record.